Molecule: messenger RNA, 649 nt
Organism: Anastrepha ludens (Mexican fruit fly)
Lineage: Eukaryota; Metazoa; Arthropoda; Insecta; Diptera; Tephritidae
Product: translation initiation factor IF-2-like
Exons: 2
Coding region: 90-563 (157 amino acids)
Source: RefSeq, a predicted model, not a curated record
ACUUUUGGAUUUGGGCAUAUAAAAAGCAUUUGAAAUACUUUUGCCAACUAGUAUUCUAAGAUAUUUCAGAGGCAAAAAAACUCAUUAAAAUGCACCGUUUCAUUUGCGUCUUCGUUUCCGUUCUUGCUGUUGUGAAUGCGGCUCCUUAUGGCGGCAGCGGCGGUUAUGCUGCGCCACGUCCAGCGCCUGCCCACCGCGAAGCCAUUGUCCACCCUGUAGAGAAAAGCGUUGAAUAUCACAUUCCUGCCCCAUCGCAUUGGGUUUCAGGAUCUGCUGCACCGGCGGGUCCACAAGUCUCCCCAGUUAAUGCCUACUCUAUCUCAGGAAGUGGUAUGCCUUCAUCGUUGGUUGGCAUUUCGUCCAAGCCAAGUGCCAUUGCUAGUGCUGCUUCUGCUAAUGUGCCUUUGGGUGGUGGUUCUUAUAAACUCUUGGUUGUUCCUUGCUUCAAAAUCUCAGAUGAUGCCGUGGGACCUGAGCCAGCGGUUCAUGGCCGUUCUCAUAAUGGCGGCAACUCUGGUGGCAACGCUGGGGGCAACGCUUAUGGCAGCUCUGGUGGCUAUUGAUUCUAAGGAUUCUCAAAACUUGAAAUUGACAAAGAAACGUUUAACUUAAAUACACGCUCUGGAAGCAAAGUCCUUAAUUUAUGAAA